Molecule: messenger RNA, 486 nt
Organism: Acanthosepion pharaonis
Lineage: Eukaryota; Metazoa; Mollusca; Cephalopoda; Sepiida; Sepiidae
Source: the annotation of a GenBank genome assembly
AUGUCUUCCGCUCAUUCAGCAACAGUUCCCUUUCUUUUCUUUUCUUUUCUUUUCUUUUUUUUUUUAAUGCAUCUUUCUCUCUUUUUCUUUCUUUUUCUUUUUUCUUUCUUUUUCUUUCUUUCUUUCUUUUUCUUUCUUUCUUUCUUUCUUUCUUUUUCUUUCUUUCUUUCGAUUGAUCUUUCAUUCUUUUACUUUCAUUUUGCUUUUAAUAUUUUUUCAUUUUUUUUUUCCAUUUCCUCUAUUUUGUUUUAUUCCCACGCUUUUUUCUAUUUUUUUCUAUUCAUUCAUUCAUUCUUUCUUUCUUUCUUUCUGGAUAUUUGUUUUUCUUUCUUUUUCUUUCUUUAUAUAUAUAUAUUUGCUUUUUGUAUGUUUCUUUUUCUUUCCUUUUCUUGUUUCCAUUUAUUGAAUUUUGUUUGCUUUUCCUUCCACUUUCUUUCUUUCUUUCCACUCACUCAUUCUUUCUUUCUUUCUUUCUUUCUUUCUUAA